Molecule: messenger RNA, 1063 nt
Organism: Triticum dicoccoides
Lineage: Eukaryota; Viridiplantae; Streptophyta; Magnoliopsida; Poales; Poaceae
Product: cytochrome b561 and DOMON domain-containing protein At5g47530-like
Exons: 1
Coding region: 99-665 (188 amino acids)
Source: RefSeq, a predicted model, not a curated record
GCCGCGCUUGCAACUCCGGCCAGCUCGACCGGAGCCGAAGCCAAGCAACUCCGGCACGAGCAAGAGUCCCCGUACGGCGUGCGCUCUACUACCAUACCAUGGCGCGAUUCCUCGUUAUCGUGGCCACCGCCGUGCUACUGUCUGCGGCGGGCGCGACGGGCCAGCAGAAGGGCUGCGGGAACGCGACGUUCCCGGCCGGCCGGUCGUUCGAGCGGUGCAACACCCUGCCCGUGCUCGGGGCCAGCCUGCACUGGACGUACCACGCGGCGAACGGCACCGCCGAGCUCGCCUUCCGCGCGACGUCGGGCAGCGCCAGGUGGGUCGCCUGGGGCAUCAACCCCAGCGGCGCCGGCAUGGCCGGCAGCAACGUGUUCGUCGCCUCGCAGGGCGGCAGCGGCGCCGUGUCUGUGCUCACCACCAUCCUGAGGUCCACGGCCCCGGCCCUGGACAACACCACCCUCCAGUUCGACGUGCCGGUGCCGCCCACCGCGGAGUACGCGGCCGGCGCGUACACGAUCUACGCGACGGUGGCGCUGCCGGGGAACUCCACGCAGCAGAACACGGUGUGGCAGGCGGGGCCGCUCAGCGGCGGGGACAUAUUGCCGCACCCGACGUCCGGGCCCAACUUGCAGAGCCUUAUGCAACUGGACUUUCUCUCCGGCUAGAGCACCCUCCGCGCCGAGGCCGAGAGGUCUCCGCGCCACGCCGCACAGUCACGAUGCGUAUGGGUUAUACUACUACGUAAUUAUUCGUUUUUAGGUACUAUGUGAUAAUUCCUCCGUUUUAAAAUAGAUGACUCAACUUUAUACUAAUUUUAUACUAAAGUUAAUACAAAAUUGAGUCAUCUAUUUUAAAACGAAGGAAGUAUUAUUUAGUGUCAUCGUCAUCAUCAUCGUAUAUACUAUAAAUAAAUAAAUGACACGACAUAUUUCUCGUGAUUCCUGUUAUUACACUUCGUCGUAUAUAUCAAUAAAGUACGUCCUAGCAAUGUAUAUAUGCAGCCACCCAUUUUUUUAAGGGGCAGCCACCCAAUCUUAGGGACAUGGCUCCGGUUACAAAUAUG